ACAUCGGCGGGUGCUGACUUUUAAGGAAUUGACCUGAGAGACUUCUCACAGGUUACACGCGAUGAAGGUGAUGUAGGUGUUUCGAGCCAUUCUCGAUCUCUCCUUCGAUGCGUCAUUGCUCCUACGCGCGUUUUUUUUUCGCGCCAAAAUCACGCUCCAGCCUCACUCGCGGGCAGUCUUGUGGGAGAGAUUUAACUAUACAUGCCACCUCGUAGUGCUCAAUCAGUACCCGUUUGUCUCUCCACCGCUGAACUUGUGAGCUGAAAAGUGUCUGUGAUUUUCCAGUUUUUUUUUAAAUUUUGUGAAAAGAAAGUUUCUUAAAGAAAUUAAAAAAAUGCCGAGAAGACAACGUGACGACGACAUCCCCAUUAAGAUUGGUGGAUGGAAUGGGAAGUUCGUGUACGAGAAGCCCAAAGUGAAUGUUCCGGAAGAUUCGCAAAAAACUUCCGGACAUGAUGAUGUCACCACGACCAACCCACGUACUGGGCAACCCACAAAGCCCGUCUACGCUACUGGAAAUCAAUUCUAUGGCUACACCACGGAACCAGAGGUACUUCCUGUCACGUGGGAUGGAACUUUUGCUCCUUCAACGCAGACCUACUACCGCCCAGAUCGCAAUAGCUCCAACACAUCCCAAUUCUAUGGCUUCUGCACCGAACCCGAAAUUCUUCCUGUUCAGUGGAGUGGAAAAUUCGAAACUGAUCCCACGGAUAUUCGCAUUAAGCCAGAACGCAAUCGUUCUGAUGUUCGGGACUACGCAGAAGCACGAAACUUCGUGCCCAGAGAUCCAGAAGGUCACACCAAUGGGCAGGAACAUUCUUGAAGGAAUUCUCACAACAAAAAUAUUCAGAAAGGAAAAAGAAAACUCUCAUACUUCAUAAGAUCAUCCAUAUGUAAUUGAUUUUAGGGAUUCACCUUCUCAGAUCAUCUCGGGGAGUUUACAUUGUUAUUUACACAGCAAGUUAAUUUGUCACAAAGAUUUUAUACACACUUAAACCUAUAAUGAAUCAAGAUCACUCCCAAUUAACUCAUUAACCGUGACUAUUGAAAACUUGUAUAUGUCUUAUUUGAUGCCUUCGAUGCAAGAUUUGAGGCGUAGUUUCAUGAUGAAAACGUACAUAUAUUUGCACAGCACGUGAAAAUUACUUUGGCGCCAAUAUGGAAUAAAGUGCGCAUAUUGGAAACUGUUUUUUUUUUUGCAAAAAAAAAUUAUAUUGUCUUGUACAUAAUUCUGAAUUGUUUUAAUGCUUCAAAAACCUUCAAAGCUUCAAAGUUUAUUCUUAAAGUUCAUCAGAUAAAUUUCGUUUUCUUUAAAAAAGAUUAUUUUUCAAUAUAAGAUUUUUUAAAUGUUAUGGAAAAACGUUUUCAUUUCGUAUCCUUCAAUUUGUAAAAAUGGAAAAAAUAAAUUUGAUACAUUUUACAUUUUCUUGCAACUUUGUUUCUUUAUCCGUAUGCUCUGCAAAUACAUGAACAGCAUGAACAUCAUGAAAAAUCUCGUCAUUGUUAUUUAUUUUGUAAUACAUUUUGAGUUUUUUUUUAUCUCGUUUUCUCUUUAUAUACAUUUUUUCAUUUUUAAUUAUUGUUUAACAAAUACAGAGGCAAUUGACAAAAAACGCAAGAAAAAAAGGAAUUAUUACUAAUUUAUUUUAUAUUAGAAAUAAAAUUAAUUUCUUAUGUUUAAAUUACAUUUAUGUAUUGUAUGUCAAAUUUGAGCAAAAUAUAUCUAACUAUGGAGACACUAUUA
This is a messenger RNA of Lutzomyia longipalpis, 1744 nucleotides long. RefSeq lists its product as uncharacterized. The transcript has a single exon. Bases 335 to 823 code for a protein of 162 amino acids. NCBI's taxonomy places the organism in Eukaryota, Metazoa, Arthropoda, Insecta, Diptera, Psychodidae. The record is from RefSeq and is a predicted model, not a curated record.